AUGGCCGACCGUGUCUCAGGCCAGGGCACCAGUGCCCGUUUGGGCCUGUCCUUGGGCCGUCUGUGCCUCUGGAGGCACCAAGCUGCCCGUGUGCCCGCCUGUGUGCGUGGAGGGCCCAGCUUCUCCCUGCGGGCUCCAGGACCCGGUUACUCUCUCUCCGACGCCCCUGACACCCCGCCUGCCGCGCCGGGCCGAGCACGGGCAGGGGAGAAGCGGGAGGCCUCGGCCCGAGGCCCGUUUGCGCUGCUGAGCCCCUGGGAGAGCUUGGCCAGGGUUCCCUUCCCCGAGCCUCGCUUGCUCCAUCUGCGGAACAGCGGAGGGGCCGUUGGCUUCCCCCCUAGCGGAGCCCGUUGGUGCCCGCCCCCACCCCGAGGGCAGGAGCCGGGGAGCAGCCUGGCCCUUCCAGCUCCUUCUCUGAUCCCAAAAACUCUCCGGGGCCUGCAGGCCUCUGGGGCUGGAUCUUCGGGAGGUUUUUCCUCCGAGGGCGCCAGCCUGCCCCUUUUUGGGUCUGGGGCCCCUGAACGGCCCCGCCUGACCAGACCGCCGCGCUUCCAGACCCCUCUCGCGGCUGCUCGCGGCCCUCGGGGACCGAGCACUGAGCCCCCGCCCCCGCCUCUCACAGAACCCCGCAAGUUCCGGGGGCUGAGGUGCCCUAACAUUCUAAGGUUCUGCAAGCGCGUGAUUCCACACCCGGAGCCGGGACCCGAGGAGGCCGGGGCGCUCGCCGGUCCCCGCGCGGAUCCUGCCCCCCCAAAACCCCCUUGCGCCACCCUGCCCGGGCAGAGAACCAAAUUCAAGCGCCCUCUAGUGGCCACGGCUGACCGCAGCAAUUUAAAGCCCUUGGAAAGCUUCCCUUGCAUAGAGGCCUUCCCCAGUAGUCAGAUUUUCCAAGACGAGUCCUUGAGGUCCUUCUUCCCGGACUUGGGCUCCAGCAGGACCCUGCACUCGGACCCCAGCCCAAAGCUCUGCCAGCUGGAGCUGUGCCCCCGCAGGACAUGCCCCUCCCAGGAGAUAAUCGUGGGCAGGCAGCCCCUGUCCGUGGCUUCCCUGGGCUCGGAGGGCGACCUCCGGUCCCUGUCCGGUGUCCAUCUCCAGCCCCCGAAUAAGUGGAACCGAGCCCUGUUCGACUUGGACGACACAAACCUGUGUGUUAAUGGGGCCCUGUUCCCCUGCCUGCUGGCCUGCUACGUGGCCCACACCCAGGGCGAGUGCUGCUGUCUCCCCUACCUGCCCGGGGCCCUGGUGGCCAUGAGGACGUCCCUCCGGACCAGCCAGGGCAUUCAGGGAUCUAUAGCGGAGGACUGGCUGGUCAUGUGCUGUUGUCCAGUCUGUGGUCUCUGCCAGAUGGCACGGCAGCAGGAUAACCCCAGUACAUAAAAUAAAGGCAGCCCCCCCC
Molecule: messenger RNA, 1396 nt
Organism: Sarcophilus harrisii (Tasmanian devil)
Lineage: Eukaryota; Metazoa; Chordata; Mammalia; Dasyuromorphia; Dasyuridae
Exons: 7
Coding region: 1-1377 (458 amino acids)
Cellular component (GO): cornified envelope
Source: RefSeq, a predicted model, not a curated record